AUGAAGCGGGCCGUGGUCGGGUGUGCCAUCACCCUCUCGACCCUCCAACACGCCUCGCUGCUCCUCUCGAUCGAACUGUCAUCAACAUCAUCGUCAUCAUCUCCAUCUUCAGCCAGGUCUGCGGCCUCACCACUGUCGCUGGCGGUGGUGCUCCUGCUGGCGUCGACUGCGGUGUCGGUCAGCACGCUGGGCUUCCUCGCCUGCACACGGCGGGUGUGGCCCAGCGUGUUGGCCUUCGCCUUCCAUAUCGACGUCCUGGCGCUGACACUGGCGCUCAACUACGGCAUCGCCUCGGAGUUUUUCACCUGGUUGGCUGAGAACAUCCACGUGAUUGUCGACAUCAAAGCACUAGUACUGGUGUGGGGCUUCGUCGUUCACUUUAUCACCGCCUCCGCCACCGGAGCCUCUUCGUCUUCAACAUGUUCUUCCGCCUCAACUGCAGUAGGCCACACCAUCGAGCUGACGCCCGGGACCAAGCUCGUUUGCUGCGGGCUGAGCCUGUUGGCCGUGGGCGUGAUCGCGCUUGUCCUCUACUCGCCGCCGCGACCGACCACGCCCAAGCUUCAACUCGACCAGUUAGCGUCGUCGUCCGUUGCAGCUUCGGCUGCUGCCGACCCCAAGGCCCAGCUGCUGGCCCACAUCGGCCAGGAGAUCAAGGCGCCGCUACACGGCAUCCUCUCACUGGCGGCCCAGGUGGUCGACUCGCUGCCCAGUCGGCUGUGGAUUGAAAAGGAGUGCGUGCGGCGCAUCGUGGACUCGGGUCAUGUCAUGCUCUGCAUCAUGGACAACCUGCUCGAUUUCCCCGCCAUCAGCACCUCCCAGCUCCGCCUCCAGAACACCCUCUUCUCCAUCGUCGACGAGUUCAACCAGGUGCUGAGCAUUCUGAAGCCAUCGGCCUUCAAGAAACAGAUUACGCUGGAGAGCACCAUCGACGUGCGCUACCCGCAGCGCUUCGGCGACCCCAAGCGCUUCCGCCAGGUGCUGUUCAACGUCGCCUCCAACGCGAUCAAGUACAGCCCGGAGAAGGGCUGCGUGCGCCUGUACCUCACCAACACCCGCCUGAACUGCAACCGCAUCGAAGUCCGCGUCGAGGACACUGGCGUCGGCAUCUCCAGCGACCUCAUCCCCCACCUCUUCGAGCUGCCUCAUCUGGAUGAGUCGACUCCCCUGCCGGGCGGUCCCGGACUCAGCCUGGCCGUCAGCAAGCUCCUGUGCGAGGCCAUGAACGGUUACAUCGAGUGUCAGUCGAAGGUGGGCAAGGGCUCGACGUUCAGCUUCGCGGUCGACAUUCCCAUGCACGAGGAGGCGGCCCAGGAGUACGUGCGGUCCAAGUCCGCCGACUCGCUCAGCCUCCGCCGCAAGUCCGAGGGCGCCGAGCCCGUCGUCUUUGACGACAAGGACGCCCUCCUGGCCAGCGCUGACCGCCGCUGGGCGCGUCGACACUCGCUCGCCAGCACUUCAUCGUCAUCGUCAUCGUCAUCGUCUUCUUCAUCUUCGUCGCCGCGCAAGCGGAGGCCCAACACCCAGUCACUACCGCAGCAGACCAGCAGGCCGCGUCGCCAGCGCGCCAACUCCCUCAAGAGCCAGGCGCAGCCCCAGGGCCACGACCACAGCAGCAGCGUCGCUUCGGCCCCUAGCAGCAGCCGCAGCCGCCGCCGACACAGCAACGACAACGUCGACAACAACCGCGACGACAACCGCGACAACAACGAGGCUUGCCAGGCGGCGCCCGAGUUGGAUCUGUACAACAACGGCAGCGGCGACCAGGCCGGCGCGACGAAGGAAGUCUUGGCUUCGACGACGUUGUCGGGCGCGGCGCCGGUGAGGGCGAUGAGCCAAGACGAACUGAUGGCCAACACCACCGCCACGGCCACCUCGGCCCCCGCAAGCGAGAGGGCGGCGGCGACCGAGCGCCGCGGCGGGAGCGUGAUCGUGACGUCAUCGACCAGAAGCGGCGACAGGGCUGUCGACAAGGAGCAGAAGAAGCUGCAGGAGCUGUACCAGGGGCUGCAGGGCACGCGCGUGCUGCUGGUCGAAGACAACAUGGUCAACCAGAAGGUGGCCAAGCUCAUGCUGACGUCACUCGGCUGCGAGGUGGCCAUCGCCAGCAACGGCCAGAUCGGGCUCGACCUCAUGGCCCAGCGCGCCAACGCCGGCGCCGAGGCCUUUGACGUGGUGCUGAUGGACCUGCAGAUGCCGGUCAUGGACGGCUUCAUCGCCUCGACCCGCAUCCGCGAGCGAGAGCGGGCCGAGAAGCGCCCGCGCACCCCGAUCGUCACCCUCACGGCAUCGACCACCUCCGAGUACCAGGAGCGCUGCACCGCGUGUGGCAUGGACGGCUGGCUCUCCAAGCCCUUCAGCAAGGAGCAGCUCGCCACCAUCAUCGCCACCUGGACACACAAGUACCCCGUGUCGACACCACCAUCGUCUUCAUCAUCAGAGUCGACGCCGUCGUCGCCCGAGUUCUCACCGCCGUCGGACGACGGGUUCGACGCGGUGCCGGCUGCCCAGAACGCGACAACCGAGCCGACGACCACUACCAACUCCGCCGGGGCGGCCACCCCGGGCCAGACCGACCACCCGCAGCGCCAGCACCAGCAGAUCAAGCAGCUCCGCGCGGAGACGGCGGCCAUGCCGAUCCCGUCGUCGGCUUCGGCCGAGCACCUCUCGUCCACGCAUCGCUUCGCCGCCGCCGCCGAUCGCUCUAAUCUUCAUCGCUCGUCCUCGGCCUGA
Molecule: messenger RNA, 2733 nt
Organism: Acanthamoeba castellanii str. Neff
Lineage: Eukaryota; Discosea; Longamoebia; Acanthamoebidae
Product: ATPase/histidine kinase/DNA gyrase B/HSP90 domain containing protein
Exons: 8
Coding region: 1-2733 (910 amino acids)
Biological process (GO): phosphorylation; phosphorelay signal transduction system
Molecular function (GO): phosphorelay sensor kinase activity
Source: RefSeq, a predicted model, not a curated record